AGUGAUCCAGAAGCCACUGACCAUGGGUUUCUCUGUAGUUAGUCUCACCAGAAACCUGGAUGGUGUCUCUGGGUUCUUCCAAGUGGUCUUCCUGCUCAGCCUAUUUCUUGUGCUGUUCAAGGCAAUCCAGUUCUACUUUCGAAGGCAGUGGCUGGUUAAGGCCCUCCAGAAGUUCCCAUCCACACCCUUCCACUGGCUUUUGGGGCACAACCUGAAGGACCAGGAACUCCAGCAGAUUCGUAAAUGGGUAGAGAAAUUUCCAAGUGCCUGCCCAUAUUGGCUCUCAGGGAACAGAGUACGAGUCCUGCUCUAUGAUCCUGACUAUGUGAAGUUGAUUCUAGGACGAUCAGAUCCGAAGGCUCACAGAAUUUACCACUUGCUUGCUCCUUGGAUUGGUUUUGGUUUACUCCUGCUGAAUGGGAAGAAGUGGUUCCAGCACCGGCGGAUGUUGACCCCAGCCUUCCACUAUGACAUCCUCAAACCCUACGUCAGAGUCAUGGCAGACUCUGUCAAUAUAAUGCUAGACAAAUGGGAGAAGGUUGGUGGCCAGGACUACCCUUUGGAGAUUUUUGAAUACAUCUCUUUGAUGACACUGGACACUGUUAUGAAGUGUGCGUUCAGCCACCAGGGCAGCGUCCAGUUGGAAGAAAAUUCCAGGUCCUAUGUGAAGGCUGUUGAUGACCUGAACACCCUGAUUUUCUACCAAUUGAGGAGUGCCUUUUUUGAUUUCAGCACAAUCUUCAAUAUGUCCUCUGAUGGCCGUUUGUUCCACCGCGCCUGCCAGAUUGCUCAUGAGCACACAGAUGGGGUGAUCAAGAUGAGGAAGGCUCAGCUGCAGAAUGAAGAAGAGCUGCAGAAGGUCAAGAAUAAGAGGCACUUGGAUUUCUUGGACAGCCUCUUGUUUGCCAAAAUGGAGGCUGGGGACAGCUUAUCUGAUGAGGACCUGCGUGCCGAGGUGGACACAUUCAUGUUUGAGGGCCAUGACACCACAGCCAGUGGAAUCGCCUGGAUUUUCUAUGCCCUGGCCACCCACCCAGAGCACCAACAGAGAUGCAGAGAGGAGGUGCAGAGCAUUCUGGGUGAUGAGACCUCUAUCACCUGGGAGCACCUGGACAAGAUGCCCUAUACCACCAUGUGCAUUAAGGAGGCCCUGAGGAUCUACCCACCAGUACCAUCUGUGAGUCGAGAGCUCAGCACGCCUGUUACCUUUCCCGAUGGACGCUCCUUGCCCAAAGGUAUUACAGUCACAGUUUCCAUUUAUGCCCUUCACCAUAACCCAAGUGUGUGGCCGAACCCAACGGUGUUUGACCCCUAUCGAUUUGCACCAGAUUCUUCUCGGCACAGCCAUGCUUUCCUGCCCUUCUCAGGAGGAGCAAGAAACUGCAUUGGAAAACAGUUUGCCAUGAACGAGCUGAAGGUGGCUGUGGCUCUGACCCUGCUUCGCUUUGAGCUGUUGCCAGAUCCCACCAGGAUCCCAGUCCCCAUUGCAAGACUUGUGUUGAAGUCCAAGAAUGGGAUCUACCUGCGUCUCAAGAAGCUGAAAUAAUACUGGUGGAGAAAAGGACAGCUUUGGAGGCCUGCUGUCUGCAAUACUAUUUGACACCCGCUUUCGUCCCUGGCUUAUCUAUAUUUGUUUUGCUCUCUCUCUGACGCUAUCCCUCUGUUUUCUGUAAUGUCUCCUGCCAUCUUCCUGUCCUUAUUUCUGUAGCUUUCAUCCAGAAUGUUUCCCAGCUUGGGCAUGUACCUGUUUCUCACCUGGUUGUAUCUCCGACUGACCAUAUAACCCCUGAAACCGGUCCUCCAGGCUAGUCGCCCUUUAAAACCAUCAGCUUGAUAGAAGAAGAGAUAUUUUAAAGGGAGACACUCCAUUCAGUUAUCAGACUCUUGAGGCAAUGGGCAUCAUUAAUUAAAAUGUCAGUAGGAAUCACAUACUGGAAGAAAAUUAAUAAAAAUCUACCCACCCCGACA
Molecule: messenger RNA, 1968 nt
Organism: Psammomys obesus (fat sand rat)
Lineage: Eukaryota; Metazoa; Chordata; Mammalia; Rodentia; Muridae
Product: cytochrome P450 4A14-like
Exons: 12
Coding region: 23-1546 (507 amino acids)
Biological process (GO): arachidonate metabolic process; linoleic acid metabolic process; lauric acid metabolic process
Cellular component (GO): intracellular membrane-bounded organelle
Molecular function (GO): arachidonate monooxygenase activity; iron ion binding; alkane 1-monooxygenase activity
Source: RefSeq, a predicted model, not a curated record